Molecule: messenger RNA, 2576 nt
Organism: Elgaria multicarinata webbii
Lineage: Eukaryota; Metazoa; Chordata; Lepidosauria; Squamata; Anguidae
Gene: FASTKD2
Product: FAST kinase domains 2
Exons: 12
Coding region: 183-2240 (685 amino acids)
Biological process (GO): mitochondrial RNA processing; regulation of mitochondrial mRNA stability
Cellular component (GO): mitochondrial matrix; ribonucleoprotein granule
Molecular function (GO): RNA binding
Source: RefSeq, a predicted model, not a curated record
CGGCACUUCCGCCGGGUAGGUCACGUGCCCCGUUUCGUAAUGGCGGCUCCCGAGUGAGGGACAUGCGUGGAGUGGGGCCGAUAAUCUACGUGACGCAGUUCUGGCCUGCUUAUUCGUGCUGCAAGAGUUUCUUCUGAAAUUGUUUUCUUUGAACACCUCAUUGUAAAGCGGUAAACGGCAAAAUGAAUAGGAAAUGGAAUUGUUUUAUAGGGACAAUGAAAUGGUUGCAAGCAUGUCACUAUGCUCCAAGUCCUAUUUCUAGAACUACAAUGCAAAUGUUUGCAUUAGGGAUGAACGGACAUACAAGUGCUGUAGAAAGUAUUUACCUGAGGCAAUUCCUACAGUAUGUUUCUCCACGCCGGUUUCAGUCAUCUGUUCGGUUUUUCUCUGAAGAUACUCUCACUAUUAAUGUAGAGGGCGCCAAUGCAAAUGAACAGAAAACUACUCAUUCCCUAUUGGAGCAUGUGCAGGUCCCUGAACCACUGCCUGUCAAACCCACCCAACCUCCAUCUGGUUUCUCAGUCUCUCCAAAAGAAGUCAGAAGUGCCAUUGAAGACAUGGAUGGAAGGAGCACAUCCCAACUGUUCUUUGAUGACCUUCGAAAGUGUGUAUCUCCCUGUGAUGUACUAGACCUUGUUGCAAAAUGUCCGGUCUCUCUGAAAUAUGUCAGUAACUGUCUUAGCACUAUGUGGGUGCUCUUUAAAAAAUUCUCAGAAGACCAGAAACAUUAUGAGAGACGGCUGAUGCUUGAGCACCCUCAAUUUAGCCAGCUGUGCCAGUGUCUGAUGAACGAGGCCAAGUACAUGUGGCGUGAUGACCUGGCAUACAGCAUGCUGGCUGUGGUGAAACUAGGAGUCCCGCAGAACACCCGGGUGGUCCAGACCUUGCUGAGGGUUUGCCAGGAACGUCUCAAUGAAUUUGAUGACCGAAGUCUCUCAGUUAUUGCAGCCACUUUGCAAGUAAUGGAAAAGUGCAAGAAUGUGGAAGCUCUUCAAGUUGGAUUGCAGUUACUGGUGGAGCAGCGAGUUCCAAAAAUCACAGAUAUUUUUAUGUUGCAAACCAUGAUGAAGUGUAUUGGGAAGGAUGCACCACUCAUGCUUAAGACAAAGUUGGAGAAGAAGAUUUUGAGUCAGAUGGACCACUUUACUCAACCAAAUGCUCAUCAUAUGUUCAGUGUGCUAGCUGAAAUGAAUCACCGCUCUAUUCCAAUCCUGAAUUCCUGUAGUAACAAACUAAUAGAGAACAUCGAGGGAAUUCCGUUUUGGCGGCUGCUGAGUGUUUUGAGAUCCUGCAAAGACCUCAUGUACUACAACACUACCCUUUAUUCUACAAUAGCAGAUUAUGCAGCAUCAACCUUCUAUAUGUGGGACACAAAGCAGGUAAUCCUAUUUGUUUCGGCCUUUGAGAAUCUUGGCUUUCGACCAGUCGAUCUGAUGGAUAAACUUGGUAGGAAAGUGAUAUCUUGUCCUGAAUCUUUGAAUAUGAAGGAUCUUAUGUAUGUUCUACGAUCCUAUUGUCAUCUCAAUCACAUCCCCGGAGGCCAAAAUCAAGAAUUCCUUGAGGCUCUGAAUAGUGUCUUGAAUAAGUAUCUCCCCAGUAUCUCUAAAGUGAACUUGCUAAAGGCUGUAUAUUCAUUCUGCAUUUUGGGUUAUCUUCCCCAACCUGCACUUAAUCAACUACUGCAAGAUGAAAUCCUCCAUGAUGUGGUAACAUCAGAUGGUCAGAAUAUAGAGCAAAAUGAAAUGAUGUUGCGAACUAUAAAUGUUUGUCUAGCACUUGAUGGAAAUUCUUUCAUUAAGUCAGCAUCCUUACCAGUAGAGAAACUACCUCCGGCCUCUGCUUUUAAUUUUCCUGAUGUUCAGGAGGUGCUGCUUACGCUUUUGGGAGAUGGAAGUCUGUUUCAACCAAAUGUACAGGUGACUCACGGCUACAACAUAGAUUUUAAAAUCUUAAUGGAUGCAAACAGAAGAACAGUGAUGUCAGACACUGAAGCAAAUCAAUUAGCAGAUGAUUCUAAAAUCCAAAGGAUAGCUGUGCUGUGUGUGCCUGGGUCUGCCUUUUGCAUUGAUUCAAGCCAUCCCCGAGGCAGGCUGGCAAUGAAGAUGAGACAUCUACAUCUUCAGGGCUAUCAUGUGAUCCCGGUUAAUUACCAGAAAUUCCAAAAACUGAAGAAAGAAGAAGCGCUUGAUUUCUUGAAGGGUGAAAUAUUUUCAGCAGAUGCACAUCCAGAUUCAGAUUAGAGAUUACUAUUUAAUUUUCACUGCAGUCCUAUGCUCUUUUUCUGGGCGUAAGGCCCAUUGAACCUCUGAGUAGACAUGUAUAAAUUUGCAUUGAUAAUGAACCACAUUUCAACAUUUUUGUAUUUUAAGUAUCUCUGAAUAUGAUCCCUCAAUUGUCUUUCCUUCUUUGAGGGCCUUAAAAUCCUGUCUGUUGAUUCACAUUUGUUUUAGAACUGCGAAAGAAUGUACAUUUGUGGCUGUGGCAAUAUUUAUUAUACCAGUUUGGAGGCCAGCUGUUCAGCGAAGGAUGUUGAAUGUGUGUUUGAAAUAAACAAAAGAGAUCUAUGAUUUGCCUCU